GUUAAAGAUGGUGCUGCCAAUGCCAAAACACGAGGCCUAAAAUACAGGCCCGAGUGUUGAAAGUUGAAGCUAACGCGGGGGGAGUUGUCCUAGAGCCGACGUGUUCCCCGGCCCAAGAUGCCCAUGCCCUUUCGGAUGACCCGUGACUCAGCUACGGCACGGCACGGCGCCGCGAAGAAGACCUCAUCUGAAAAAUGGUUCCUAAAUUUUGAUUUUUCAUUUUUCGGCAAAGCUUAUGGAGGGAAAAUUACAAAAUCAGCAGAACAGCGAAUGAAAUCCAAGCUCACUUUUCGCACCUUGCUUCGAGUGCCAACAAAACCGUGGAAAAGGUGAAGCCCUUCCCAAUUGUAAUUUCCCAAACGCCUCCUUCCCCUCUCUAAACCCUCUCCCUGUUCAUCGCUGUGAAGUCUAAACCCCGAUUUCCCAAGCUCGUCUCUUUCGGGGUCGUCGCGCGGUCAUCUCGGAUUAAGCAGUGAAAUGUUCGAUUUUGCUGGUUAUUUGACGUGAUCAGUCCGCGGCUCUGUGUGCGGGUGCUCCUGAGCAAAGACUAAUGGGACUUGCUUGUUUCUGUACCAUGGUUUGAUUGGAUUGAAGCUGUCUUAAGUGUUUGGGGGAGGUGUUUCAAGUUAGGGAUUUUGUAUGGUGCUCGAAUGAGAUGAAAUCAUGACAGAGGGCUUGAGAUCCCGUAGUUUUCCGGAGAAGUUGGAGAGAGAUGCAGUUUUGUUGAGCCCUGAGAUUGUUGAGGAAAGGGGGGAUGGGGUGAGUAACGGUGGUGAGUCAGAGGAGAAAGGAAGCCCGACUUUGAGUAAUGUGAAGUGCGAAGAAGUGCCAUUGGUCAGUGUUGCAAGAAGUGAAGAGAUCGAGGAGAAGAGGGAUGGGCUGGAACAUGUGGAAUGUGGUGAAGGUGGCGAUACAGUAAAGCGUAAGAGGGGGCGGAAGAGAAAAAAUGUUGAUGGUGAUAAAUGUGACGGGGGUGGUGAUGAGCCAGCAGAUAAAGGAAGCCAGAUUUUGAGUCAUGUGAUGUCUGGAGAAGUGUCAUUGGUCACUGCUGUGAGAAGUGAAGAGAUUGGGGAGAAGAGGGAUGGGUUCGAACAUGUGGAAUGUGGUGCAGAUGGCAAUACAGGAAGGCGUAAGAGAGGGCGGAAAAGAAAAAAUGUUACUGGUGAUAAAUGUGAUGGGGCUGGUGAUAGAUCAGAGGAUAAAGCAAGCCUGCUUUUAAAUCAUGGGAAGUAUGAAGAAGUGUCAUUGGUCAAUGCUGCAAGAAGUGAAGAGACUAGGGAGAAGAAGGAUGGGUUGGAACACGUGGAAUGUGGUGCAGGCAGCGAUACAGGAAAGCGUAAGAGGGGGCGGAAAAGAAAAAAUAUCGAUGUUGAUAAAUGUGAUGGGGGUGGCAAUGAGUCAGAGGAUAAAGGAAGCCUGCUUCUGAGUAAUGUGAAGCACGGUGAAGUGUCAUCGAUCAGUGCUGCGAGAAGUGAAGAGAUUCAGGAGAAGAGGGAUGGGCUGGAACAUGUGGAAUGUGGUGAAGGUGGCAAUACAGGAAAGCGUAAGAGAGGACGGAAAAGAAAAAAGGUUGAUGGUGAUAAAUGUCAUGGGGGUGGUGAUGGGUUAGAGGAUAAAGGAAGCCUGCUAUUGAGUCAUGUGAAGUGUGGAGAAGUGCCAUCAAUCAAUGCUGCAAGAACUGAAGAUAUUGAGGUGAUGAGGGAUGGGUUGGAACAUAUUGGAUGUGGUGAAGGCAGCAAUACGGAAAAGCGAAAGAGGGGCCGGAGAAGAAAAAAUGUUGAUGGUAAUAAAUGUCAGGGGGUAGAUGCGAUGAAGAAGUUGGAGGAGCCUUCCAAUGGUGACGUUGGGUUUGUUGGUAGAGUGUUGCGGUCAAGGUCUGCAGCUAGGACAGAGAUUGAGAAUGAAAAAGGUGGUGGGAAGAAUGAAGUUGACAUGAAACAGAGUGGAAGUGUUGUGUUUGGGAAAAGAAGUAGGGUAACUGAUGGCGGUGACAAGGUAAUGGUUCAGAUGGAGAAGAGUGAAAGUAAUCAAUUGAUUGGCAUAUUAAAGAAGAGGGGUAGGGGCAGGCCUAAAAAUUCCUGCAGAUUACAUGGGACUAAUGGGGUUGUAAAUGUGACGCGUAACAACAAAGGGGUCUUUGGGACUGGGAAAGAUAAAAGGGGUUCUCAAUUAGCAGCUGGUUUCAAGGGAAAUGCACCAAAAAAUCAAGAGAAGAAAUUUGUUGCGAAACUGUCUUUGAAUUGUCGUUCGUCCAGUAAGAAGCGUAGGUCUGGGGAUGAUGGUCGAUCUACAAAAAAACAGUUACUAAGACUGCGAAUAAUAGAUAUGCUUCUUAGUGCAGGCUGGAAGGUUGACUAUAGGCCUAGGAGAAGUAAAGAGUACAAAGAUGCAGUGUAUGUCAGUCCUGAAGGAAGGGGUUACUGGUCUGUUACAUUGGCUUACAGCGUGCUGAAAAAGAGUUAUGAAGGUGGUAUUGGUGAUUGUAAGACCUCAAUGGUUGGUUUCUCAUUUACUCCGAUACCGGAGGAGGAACUUAGUAUUCUAUCGAGGAUUACAAAGAAGCAAAAGGAGAAAGAAAAUAAGUUGAAGCAAAAAGGUGAUGGAGGAGAUAAUGCUGAUGAAGGGUGUAUUGGAAAGAAAUCUGCAAAGAAAAAACAUGGAGCAAAGAAUGAACUAAACUUCAAGUACAAAGAGAAACUGAGUUCUAAGAUGGUUAAACGGCAUAAGUUCUUGAAAGAAACUCAAAAUCGUAAGCGAUGUGCUUUGUUGGUUCGCAGCUCUCAGAAUUCAGUGACUUCUGAACUUGAUGGCUACGCUCCAUAUUUUGGCAAACGAAGCGUGCUCACCUGGAUGAUUGAUUUGGGAGUUGUUCCACUUAAUGCGAAGGUGCAGUAUAUGAACCAGAGACGAACACAAGUAAUGCUUGAGGGUACGAUUACAAGAGAUGGCAUUUAUUGUAGGUGCUGUAAUGAAAUUGUCACAAUUUCAAAAUUUGAAACCCAUGCAGGAAGCAGACUGUGUCAGGCAUCUCAAAAUAUAUAUUUGGAAACAGGGAUUUCCCUGUUGCAGUGCCAGUUAGACUCGUGGAAUAAACAAGAUGAAUCUGAUCGUAAUGGAUUUGUUCUCAUAAAUGUUGACGGGGAUGACCCAAAUGAUGAUACUUGUGGCAUUUGUGGAGAUGGUGGGGAUCUGAUCUGUUGUGAUGGUUGUCCAUCGACAUUCCAUCAAAGCUGCUUGGAUAUACAAAAGUUACCUUUAGGUGAGUGGCACUGUGUAUAUUGUUCAUGCAAAUUUUGUGGAAGGAAUUCAUGUCAAGGGAAUGGCAGUCAUGAUAAAGCCAUCUCUGCUAUACUCACCUGUCGUUUGUGCGAGGAAAAAUAUCACCAGUCCUGCGUUCAGGCAAAUGAUGCUCAAUGUGAUGAUUCGAAUAGCAUAUUCUUUUGUCAAAAGAGAUGCCAAGAGCUCUUUGCGAGACUACAGAUGCUUAUUGGGGUUAGACAUGAACUGGAAGAAGGAUUUUCAUGGACGUUCAUUCAAAGAUCUGAUGUCAGUUCUGAUGUGUCUCUCAGCGGAGCAUGCCAAAAUGUUGAAAGUAAUUCCAAGCUAGCUGUUGCAUCGUCUAUUAUGGAUGAGUGCUUUUUGCCCAUUGUUGACCAGAGAAGUGGGAUCAGUUUGAUGCAUAAUAUUGUCUACAACUUUGGGUCAAACUUCAAUCGAUUGAAUUAUACUGGCUUUAUCACUGCUAUUCUAGAAAGGGGUGAUGAAAUCAUCUCUGCUGCAUCCAUCAGGAUUCACGGGAACCAGUUAGCAGAGAUGCCGUUCAUUGCGACUCGUAAUAUGUAUAGGCGUCAAGGAAUGUGCCGUCGGCUUCUAGUUGCAAUUGAAUCUGCUCUUUGUACCCUCAAUGUGGAGAAAUUGGUCAUACCUGCUAUCCAUGAACUCAUGCAGACAUGGACUUCAGUUUUCGGUUUCAAGCACCUUAAUGUAUCAGACAAGCAAGUAAUGAGGCGGAUGAAUUUGUUAGUUUUCCCAGGCACAGAUAUGUUACAGAAACCCCUACUUAAGCAUCAAUUUUCUGAAGAAAACAUGAUUCCCACUGCAGCUGUGAUGUCCUCUGAACUUUCACAGGCUCAUAAAAAUGUGCAUGAGGGAGUGAAUAAUUCUGAUGGGCCUGAUUCAAUCAUUUUUGGUGCGGACAUUGUCCACUGUAUAGAUGGUACUAAUCGGGAGCCUAGUGCUACCGACACUGGCUUGCAACUUCCUGGUGGCUCGUUGCAUGAUACAUCUGGCAUAACCACUGAAACAAUAAAUUUUGCAGAAUCUUCUGCUGAUGCAAACUGUCUUAUUCAACCGAGCAUAACUGGUGAUGAGGGGAAAAAUGAUACUGUCAUGAGUUCUAUUGGGUCAGCAAAUGAUGUUCAUGAAUUUAUUUCACAGUGUACAACCGAGGGGAUCAAUGACUGCAAGAAUGAUGCAUCUAUAGCAGCUAAUUGUGAUAAAAAAGUUCAUGCAUCAAUGGCAGCUGUAGAAAGUGUUUCUUGUGAGGUUAAAGUAGAUGGUAGUAUUGGUAAAGAUGAUGUGGUCUCACAUGAAGAUGACUCUGUACAACAACCUGCAGACAUUAGUACUCAAACCAGGGAUGCAGUUGCCUGCCAUGAUUCAGAAUCAACCAGCCAGACUUGUCUUGAUGUAAAGGAUAAUUAUCCACUGUGUGGGUCUUCUUCGAAUUGUAGCUUUAACAGUUUAAAUAAACGCAGUUUGCAUGAUAGCUCUGAACUGUUGAGGGUCAAAGGAUGUACUUUAGAUGCCGAUGACAACAUGGUUGAUACUUGUGGAGUAAAAAAUGAAGUUGCUUCUAAAGAGUAUAGAUCUGUGGCCCUACAUGAGAGAUGUUUAGCAUCCAGUGGAGCUGAUUCCAUGAUUAUAUCAAUGCCUUGCAACUUUUCUUGUGAUGUAGCUGCUUUCCCGACUUUCCAGUCAGUCCAUCAAAGAGCACGAGAUGUAGAAAAUGGCUCCUCUCCAGAUUUUCCAGUUUGUUCUAAUAUCAGUUCUUCCAGUCUGGGCUGUAUGCCCGAUGGCCAUGAAGUUGCAGUUGGUAGAGAGAGUCAUCCUUUAUGCACAGCUUCCUCUAAUUUCACUGCAGAACCCAACAAUCAAACUUGUGGGGGUAGGCGUCCUGUUGAGCUGAGUCACCAAACUGCUAAUGCAGUUACAGUGAAUGAUGUCUGUGACACAAAGGAUGCUGUUACUGAUGCUCAUACUGAUUCCCAUUCUCAUGAGGAGCCUUCCCGUGAUAGGCCUCAGAUAGUCACUAACUCUUUGGAGCAAUCAGAGUCCACCACCCAGUGUAAUUCUGACACUCUGUGCAAAUUGCAGUCCAGUUCUGGCAUGGCUCUAAUAUGUGCCUCUGGUGGGUGUAAUUCAUGUGGCAUUCCUUAGGUAGAUCAUGGAAACUGUUGAAGAUUGGCAAGCCAUCUUAAAUCUGUUCUGCUUUUGUGGAGAAUGAAAUGCUAGAUUCAAAGAGCUGGCUUGAUAUAAUAAGGCUUGACCAUUUACAACUUGGAGGCUGUAGUUGAUGAUUGUCUCAUGGAUGAAAACCGUUGUAAUUAAAUAUUUUGUUAGAACAAACUACACUAAUUAUGCAUUUAUAAUGCAGUUUUGGAGAAAGGUUAGGAAAUAUACAGUAGUGUUCCUGACAGUUUGAGCUCUAGAUUUUGGAGUCCUUCAAUGACAAAUCUGAAGCAAGGUGAAGAGCGUAGUUUUCAUUUUUUUGAGGUAUGUUUUUACGUUCUCAUUCAACUCCAGCAUCAACACUUUUGGCACAAAUCCUAUCAUAUACCAAGUUGCACUUCUAAUAGUCUUUUUCCUUCACCAAAUCAUCAAUUGAUUAGGUGAGUUAAAUUAAACUUCUCUUGCUGAAAUUUUUAGUCAUCUAAAUCCUGCUUAAGCUGUCCGAAAUUACAUUUCAACAAAUUUUCUAGCUUCUGAAUUUUCUUUUCAUUUGCAGUGGAAUUUGAGGGUUGUGAUGGGCAACCAUGAAAUGAAGCAAUUGGAAGUGAGAGUGCUCCUGGCAGAACGUAGAGAGGUAUCUCUGGACUGGGAUGAUAGUACUUCCAGUAAUUGGCAGAAAUUGUAUACUAUAGUCAAUUGAAACAUGGAAAUAUUUUGUGAUCUGUGUUGUCAUUAAACUAAGCCUGUAAAAUUCUUAAUAUAGUUUCAGAGAUGUAGGUGUGGUCGUGUAGCUUCUUAGCACUCAAGAUCCUUCUGUACCUUGGCAUUUCCUAUCCCUCAUGUAAAUAGAAAUUUUCAUCGGCUAAGUAGUGCCUCAAUUGAAAUUAUUUUACGUAUUUGUUCAUUGAUUUAUUUUCAUGA
Malania oleifera is the source of this 6372-nucleotide messenger RNA. RefSeq lists its product as uncharacterized. The coding region runs from base 664 to 5439 and encodes 1591 amino acids. Gene Ontology annotation, biological process: negative regulation of DNA-templated transcription. The record is from RefSeq and is a predicted model, not a curated record. Gene Ontology annotation, molecular function: DNA binding; transcription corepressor activity. The transcript has 10 exons. Lineage: Eukaryota; Viridiplantae; Streptophyta; Magnoliopsida; Santalales; Ximeniaceae.